Molecule: messenger RNA, 762 nt
Organism: Oncorhynchus kisutch (coho salmon)
Lineage: Eukaryota; Metazoa; Chordata; Actinopteri; Salmoniformes; Salmonidae
Gene: her5
Product: hairy-related 5
Exons: 3
Coding region: 1-624 (207 amino acids)
Molecular function (GO): protein dimerization activity
Source: RefSeq, a predicted model, not a curated record
AUGGAGACUGUGCUCCCAGAUCAAAAGGACGUAAGACGGGUCCCCAAACCCCUCAUGGAGAAACGGAGGAGAGAUCGUAUCAACCACAGUCUGGAAACCUUACGACUUUUGUUGUUGGAGAACACAAGUAAUGAGAAACUGAAGAAUCCCAAGGUGGAAAAGGCAGAGAUUUUGGAGAGUGUGGUCAACUUCCUGAGGACAGAGCAGGAAGGAGAACAACAGCAUCAGCAAACGAAAAGAGGCCACUCCAAAGAGGGUGGGGAAGAGCAGAGGUCCCCCUGCAAGAGGAAGCAGCAUAACUACCGUGAGGGCAUGAGGUCAUGCCUACUAAAAGUCAGCCACUUUAUUGCAACCAAGAGCCAGGAGUUGGAUGAGCCCAGCCACGAUGCUGAUGCCCCACCUCAGAGGUCCCGCAUGGGGCUCACCCAUCCUCCAUCAUCUGCCCAGCUCCAUGGUACAUCACCUUCCACCCCCGACCAAACUCCCCUGGCUAGACAGCAGCUGCCACAGCCUCACCCAGGCCCAGGUCUGAGAACUGGCCUCGGUAACAUGGAGCGUCUUUCCCCCUCCAAGCCGUACAUGGAACACAGUGACUCUGUGUGGAGGCCAUGGCCACAGCAGUGAUUGACAGCCUCCAAUGAUCUGCACAGUUGGGGUCCCAGUUCGGCACCAGAGAUAAGGUUGUAGAACUUCUAACAGCUGCCCUCUCAUCAACUGCCCAGCAGGGAUGGGAUGGAGAAGGUUGAUUGGCAAUAGGUAGUG